Condylostylus longicornis is the source of this 1353-nucleotide messenger RNA. Its product is annotated as tubulin alpha chain. The coding region runs from base 1 to 1353 and encodes 450 amino acids. Gene Ontology annotation, molecular function: structural constituent of cytoskeleton; GTP binding. The transcript has a single exon. Gene Ontology annotation, biological process: mitotic cell cycle; microtubule cytoskeleton organization. The record is from RefSeq and is a predicted model, not a curated record. Lineage: Eukaryota; Metazoa; Arthropoda; Insecta; Diptera; Dolichopodidae. Gene Ontology annotation, cellular component: microtubule; cytoplasm.
AUGAGAGAAGUCAUCAGCAUCCAUGUCGGUCAAGCGGGUAUCCAAAUUGGAAAUGCAUGCUGGGAGUUAUUCUGCUUGGAGCACGGAAUUCAGCCAGACGGCCAGAUGCGUUCCGGAGACACAGCCGCAGACGACUCGUUCAACACGUUUUUCUCAGAAACCGGUGCUGGUAAACACGUUCCACGUUGCGUGUUUGUCGAUCUGGAGCCAACAGUUAUUGAUGAAGUGAGAUCAGGAACAUACCGUCAGUUGUUUCAUCCAGAACAGCUUCUGGCGGGCAAAGAAGAUGCAGCGAAUAAUUUCGCACGAGGUCACUACACAAUCGGAAAGGAGAUCGUUGAUUUGUGCUUGGAUCGCAUCAGAAAGCUCGCAGAUGCUUGUACUGGCCUUCAAGGAUUCUUGAUGUUCAACGCUGUUGGAGGUGGAACGGGGAGUGGUUUGGGUUGUUUAUUGCUAGAGCGACUCUCUGUCGAUUAUGGGAAGAAAUCAAAGCUCAAUUUUUGUACCUGGCCCUCCCCUCAAGUUGCAACAUCCGUCGUCGAGCCCUACAAUUCAGUUCUCUCAACACAUUCCCUAUUGGAGCAUACUGAUGUUGCAGUGAUGUUGGAUAAUGAAGCGAUUUAUGACAUCUGUAAUCGUAAUUUAGAUAUUGAGCGCCCAACUUACACAAAUUUGAAUCGUUUGAUCGGACAAGUCAUUUCAUCUCUCACAGCAUCACUGCGGUUUGAUGGUGCGCUCAAUGUUGAUGUGACGGAAUUCCAAACAAAUCUUGUGCCAUAUCCUCGCAUUCACUUCAUGCUGUCCUCCUAUGCUCCAAUUAUUUCCGCUGAAAAAGCUUAUCAUGAACAACUCUCCGUAGCAGAAAUCACAACAGCUGCAUUUCAACCAACGAAUAUGAUGGCGAAAUGUGACCCACGUCAUGGGAAGUAUAUGGCAUGCUGUUUGAUGUACCGCGGUGACGUCGUUCCAAAGGAUGUGAAUGCAGCAGUUGCCACCAUCAAAACAAAGCGGACAAUUCAAUUUGUUGAUUGGUGCCCGACUGGUUUCAAAUGCGGCAUUAACUAUCAGCCCCCAACCGUCGUCCCUGGUGGAGACCUUGCGAAAGUCAUGCGCGCUGUUUGCAUGAUAUCGAACUCUACAGCGAUUGCUGAAGUUUUCAGCCGCAUGGAUCACAAGUUUGAUUUGAUGUACGCUAAGCGCGCAUUUGUGCAUUGGUAUGUCGGUGAAGGUAUGGAAGAAGGGGAGUUCAGCGAAGCAAGAGAAGACUUAGCAGCAUUAGAGAAAGAUUACGAGGAGGUGGGAAUCGAAACGCAAGGUGAAGAGGGUGAUGAAGAAGGGGUGUUUGAGGGAUAA